CAAACCAUCAUCCUUUUUCGUCACAAACAUCAACACCACCUUUCACGAUGGCGUGGAGACAACAAGGAAGCACCGGAUCGAAUAACAUCCCUUUGGGAAACCGACGCAGAUUCGGCGGCGGCGACAGCGCAACUCAGCAUGAUGACAGUAGCUACAAUCCGACCAAGCCCGCCAAUGGAUUCCCUGACGGUCCUUACAAACGUGGUCGCAGCCCAGUAAGAUCCGAGGAACCUUCUGUCGAUGGAACCAGACGUCGCAAGAAGAGAAAUCGGUGGGGUGAUGCGACAGAGAACAAGGCUGCGGGUCUCAUGGGACUUCCAACUGCCAUCAUGGCCAACAUGACUAGCGAGCAGCUUGAGGCUUAUACUUUGCAUUUGCGCAUUGAAGAGAUCAGCCAGAAGCUCAAGAUCGACGAUGUUGUCCCUGCAGAUGGAGAUAGGUCGCCAUCCCCACCGCCACAGUACGAUAACUUUGGUCGCCGUGUCAAUACGCGAGAAUACCGCUACCGGAAGCGUCUUGAAGACGAGCGCCACAAAUUGAUUGAGAAGGCUAUGAAAGUUAUUCCUAACUAUCACCCUCCACAGGACUAUCGCCGUCCCACUAAGACACAGGAGAAAGUUUACGUGCCGGUCAAUGACUAUCCAGAGAUUAACUUCAUUGGCUUGCUUAUCGGUCCUCGUGGCAACACCUUGAAGAAAAUGGAAACUGAAUCGGGAGCAAAAAUUGCCAUUCGUGGAAAAGGAUCCGUCAAGGAAGGAAAAGGCCGAUCCGAUGCAGCUCACACCAGCAACCAGGAAGAAGAUCUUCAUUGCUUAAUCAUGGCAGACACCGAGGAGAAGGUUAAUAAGGCAAAGAAGCUGAUUCACAACAUCAUUGAGACCGCUGCAUCUAUCCCCGAAGGCCAGAACGAGCUCAAGCGCAACCAACUACGUGAACUCGCUGCCCUCAACGGUACUCUCCGCGAUGACGAGAACCAGGCGUGCCAGAACUGCGGUCAAAUUGGACAUCGCAAGUACGACUGCCCGGAACAACGAAAUUUCACUGCCAAUAUCAUUUGCCGUGUCUGUGGCAAUGCUGGCCAUAUGGCUAAGGAUUGUCCAGACCGACAACGUGGUACAAGCUGGCGCGACGCACCCGGUGGACCACCUGGUCCCGGAGCUGGUCGGAUUGGUGCCGGUGAUGCAGUUGACCGAGAGUACGAGCAACUUAUGCAAGAACUCUCCGGCGGUGCACCUUCUACUGAUGGUCCUCGACGUAUUGAAUCUGGUCCAUCUGGAGGCUAUGAUCAGGGUCCUCCUGCCGGCGACGACGUCAAGCCAUGGCAACGUGGUCCUACCGGUGCUCCCGCACCUUGGCAACAGCGUGGUCGCGGAGAUGAUCGUAAUGGAUUCGACUCUCGUGACGGUCCUACUGGAGGUGCUGCACCUUGGGUAAGAGACCGUGCACGUGGAGGCGACCGCGGUGAUUCUUACCCAGGAGGCCCGAAUGGAUACGGCGCUCCACCACCACCACCCCCAGCAGCUCCUUGGCAGCAACCCCCGGCCUAUCCUCCCGCUGGUGCCCCACCUGGUGGAUAUGGUGCCUACUCGGCGCCUGGAUACGGCGCUGCUUAUCCUCAGGCGAGCAUGGGUGCUCCUCCUGGUCUUGCUGCUCCUCCUGGAUUGAGCGGCGCUGGGUUGAGUGCUCUGUUGCAACAAUUUUCCGGCAGUCCACCACCACCACCCCCUCCUCCUGGCAGUAUUCCUCCUCCACCGCCUGGAAAUGCGCCACCGCCACCUCCUCCAAGUGAUCAGCCACCUCCGCCGCCACCUCCGAGGAAUUAGGCCUCAUGGAUUAGACUGCUAACAUAGGUUUUCUUUUUUUCUUGGCCGGCUAUCUGAUCUUGCACACGGAUAGAAGGGAUUCUAUCGGUUGUGCUCUUGUAUCGCUAGCAUUCCUUUUCGGAAUAACUUCUUUUAGUUUACUUGUAGUACUAGAAAGAUUGCCAAUCUGAUU
Messenger RNA from Amorphotheca resinae ATCC 22711, 1995 nucleotides. RefSeq lists its product as hypothetical. Lineage: Eukaryota; Fungi; Ascomycota; Leotiomycetes; Helotiales; Amorphothecaceae. Gene Ontology annotation, biological process: regulation of mRNA splicing, via spliceosome. Gene Ontology annotation, cellular component: nucleus. The coding region runs from base 48 to 1823 and encodes 591 amino acids. Gene Ontology annotation, molecular function: mRNA binding; zinc ion binding. The transcript is spliced from 6 exons. The record is from RefSeq and is a predicted model, not a curated record.